Messenger RNA from Arabidopsis thaliana (thale cress), 774 nucleotides. RefSeq names its product RING/U-box protein. Gene Ontology annotation, biological process: protein ubiquitination. Gene Ontology annotation, molecular function: zinc ion binding; ubiquitin protein ligase activity; ubiquitin-protein transferase activity. The record is from RefSeq and is marked reviewed. The transcript has 2 exons. NCBI's taxonomy places the organism in Eukaryota, Viridiplantae, Streptophyta, Magnoliopsida, Brassicales, Brassicaceae. The coding region runs from base 1 to 774 and encodes 257 amino acids.
AUGGAGAGAUCUGUGCCUCACCAUGAGAAAUUUGCCUUGCUAAUGGAUGACGUCCACCGCAUCAGACAACAAUUUACAUUUAGCAUCCCUAUUCUUGUUACAGGAAAGCAAGCGAAUUUUACGUAUAAGCUUGCAAAGGAAACACUAGUUUCUCGCAACAUCAGACCUAUGCCUCGUACUACUCAGAAGAAGACUUGUGGAAUUUGCUUUGUGGAUGAUAUCGAAGGUCAGGAGAUGUUUUCCGCUGCUUUAUGCAGUCAUUACUUCUGUGUGGAGUGCAUGAAACAACGUAUAGAAGUGAGUCUAAACGAGGGAGGUGUACCUAGAUGUCCGCGUCAUGGCUGCAAAUCAGCCCUAACUCUUAGAAGUUGUGACCAUCUUUUGACACCUAAACAAAGAGAGAUGUGGGAACAAAGGAUCAAAGAGGAGUCAAUUCCUGUAUGUAACAGAUUUCAUUGCCCAAAUCCAAAGUGCUGGGCUUUGAUGUCGAAGACCGAGCUUACUGAAUCCACUGACGAUGGAGUUAGGAGAUGUUGCUCUAAAUGCCGUAAACCCUUUUGCAUUGACUGCAAUGUUUCGUGGCAUAGUAACUUGUCUUGCAAGGAAUACAAGAUGAAGGGUAACAAGGCUACUACAACAGUGUGGCUAUACGUUUUGCUAUGCAUGCGGAACCCAAUGGAAGCUUGGAGGUUGCUCUCAUCAUCGCCAAUUGGUGAUGAAACUGGUGGACGUUUCUAUGGUCUUCAUUGUCCUCAUUUCUCUUUUUUUCCUUAG